This is a messenger RNA of Bicyclus anynana (squinting bush brown), 944 nucleotides long. It is a transcript of the gene Sod2, whose product is annotated as superoxide dismutase [Mn] 1, mitochondrial. The transcript is spliced from 5 exons. The record is from RefSeq and is a predicted model, not a curated record. Lineage: Eukaryota; Metazoa; Arthropoda; Insecta; Lepidoptera; Nymphalidae. Gene Ontology annotation, molecular function: metal ion binding; superoxide dismutase activity. Gene Ontology annotation, biological process: superoxide metabolic process. Gene Ontology annotation, cellular component: mitochondrion. The coding region runs from base 139 to 789 and encodes 216 amino acids.
UGACGUGGGCUUUGACGUUUCGGUCACGAAUAUAGUCACCGCAAAUUAUUGCAUAAUUGUUUUUAAUUCUAUUUAUUUCUUAAUAUCAAAUAUUACGCCGAUAAUUUUGCCGGUUUAUAGCAGCUGCAUUUAGUUACAAUGUUCGGAACACGUGGGAUUGGCACUUUAAUUCGCACUGUAGGAGCGGCUCGCCAGGCCCACACCCUACCAGAACUGCCAUAUGAUUACCAUGCGCUAGAGCCAGUCAUCAGCAGGGAGAUUAUGAGCUUGCACCACAGCAAGCAUCACGCCACCUAUGUUAAUAAUUUGAAUGCUGCAGAGGAGAAACUUGCUCAAGCACAAUCUAAAGGUGACAUCUCAACAAUUAUCAGUUUGGCGCCAGCCCUCAAAUUCAAUGGUGGUGGACACAUCAACCACACAAUCUUCUGGCAGAAUCUCUCUUCUAGCGGUGGUAAACCAUCUGAUGCGCUUAACCAAGCUAUUCAGAAAGAUUUUGGAUCAUUGGAGAACAUGAAGAAUCAACUUGCAACUGCGUCUGUGGGUGUACAGGGGUCAGGAUGGGGCUGGCUUGGAUACAACAAGCAGAUGAAAAAGUUGCAAAUUACCACUUGCCAGAACCAAGAUCCUUUGGAAGCUACAACAGGUAUUGUGCCUCUAUUUGGAAUUGACGUUUGGGAACAUGCUUACUAUCUUCAGUACAAAAAUGUCCGGGCUGAUUAUGUGAAAGCAAUCUUCGAUAUCGCCAACUGGAAGGACAUUUCAGCAAGAUAUGAAAAAGCAACUAAGUAGAUCUGUAACUACCAAAAAAAGUGCAUUUGUUAUUUUUUUUUUUUGCAAAGCAAAAUGUUAAUCUCGUAAUCUCUGGUUAGGAUGUGAUGUGAUAGACUUGGGAAUUUGUGAUGCCUUGUUAAGACAAAUCAUAAUAUAGGUAAUUAUCCCCGAAA